ACCGCCAUCGACGACACCCGCCAUGUCGUCACUGACGAACGAGGACUUUGACAAACUUCGACGGGCUUAUUCGGUUGUUUUGGACCAGAUUUCUCAUAAACUGGAUCAACUUCAGCAGGAUAAGCUUCGUUUCUACUGUUCUGGACUAAUACCGACGGAAGAUAGAGGCUCUUUAAACAUUUUGCGUUCAUUAGAACAUUCGGAUAAAAUUUCCUGGGCCAAUGUUAAUUUCUUGAAAGAGGCUUUAAGAGCAAUUGGAAGAUGUGAUCUCGCCAAACUGCUAGAGACGUUCGAAGUUAGACGCGAUCUAACGCUUCUUCUGGAUUUCUAUGCCAGAGAGAGACUUGAAGAGGAUCCCGUUUACGUUCCCCUUUCGCUGAAAACGACCGCGCGUCAUUUGUUGACAAUCGUCACAGAAAACGAACACGAAAGCUGCAGAUUUGACGGCACAAGAAUGAGAACACUGGUGGAGGCAAACAAGAACAUCCUCCAAGUCUUCGAGGAAGAAGUUGAUGUGCGUAGUGGAGUGAACUCACCGUGGAGUAAACUGACCAUGCUUGUGAUAAUUGCAGGAGAAAGCAUUGUGGCGGCACAAGCUUCCAGAAGCGACGACAUACGCAGGAAUGAAAUGCUAGAGAAGUGUUUCAGUUUCGUUGAAAUGCUUAGCUACAGGAUGCUCGAACUUGGCAGCUGGGAUGAUUUCUGUGAUUAUGUGGAGGAAAGAUGCAUUGAGGUAUGGGGUCAGCGGGAAGGGUGCAACCGCAGCAACGCAGACGUAGCAGACGUGGUUCGACAACUGAGAGAAUCUCCUUUUUUCCUUUAGAUAGAUAAUUAGUAUAACAGCCUUAAUCAGCGUAGCAAGUUUCCAGAGGAUCAGGGGGGAGGUGUCACUUACCCCUCCCCUGAGCCUUGCACUUCUGUAGAAUAGCAGGCGGUCUGGAUCGCGCGGUUGCAUGACAAAAAAAAAAAAAGGAAAAAAAAAGCUGCGAAGUAGAGACGCAUUUUUAUGUUUCAUUUCACUUUAAUUUUUCUCACAGAGUAUAGAAUGUGUUACGUGCUGGCAAUGGAGUGGAGCUCCACUUCAUUGUUUUAGCACUUCGCUUUUAGCGCGCGUGAAAGACCGCUCUUUUUUUUGGGGGGGGGGGGUUGAUUUAUCAUUGCCUACAUCUUCCUUCUGUUGAAGUCUAAGAGUUCUAUCCUCACUUCACCAGACUGA
Molecule: messenger RNA, 1216 nt
Organism: Pocillopora damicornis (cauliflower coral)
Lineage: Eukaryota; Metazoa; Cnidaria; Anthozoa; Scleractinia; Pocilloporidae
Biological process (GO): regulation of apoptotic process
Molecular function (GO): protein binding
Source: RefSeq, a predicted model, not a curated record